Molecule: messenger RNA, 543 nt
Organism: Symbiodinium sp. CCMP2592
Lineage: Eukaryota; Dinophyceae; Suessiales; Symbiodiniaceae
Source: the annotation of a GenBank genome assembly
AUGUCUCAGCCCCCGUGCGGUGCUGGGAUGGCUGCUGCUCUGGGCGCUGAUGAUGCCAGGGCACAGGGCCUGCAUUCACACUGUGAAGCCGCUGAUCUGAAUUCCAAACAACCCAGCCAUGUGCAAAAGGUUGGCAGCGCGACCCUACUUGGGAACCUGUGUGCCUGGAGGCCUGGCAUUGGGUACUUGGGUUGGGGAGGUUGCAGUCCUGCUUCGGCUUUGGAGCUGGAGCAAGCGACCCUUCAGUGGCUUUUGCUGCGCUUUUGCAAGACCACCUGGACCAAAGGGAAGGUCUUCGCCUACGGCGUGUCUCUGCAGAACUUCGUACAGAGCUAUGGCGAACUGAAAUUGGUCGCCAAAGGUUCGGUGAUACAGUGCAUGGACGCAGCUGCGGCCAUCAACGGCCACUACUCUCGGCUCGAGGCUCUUCUGCAAAGGUACUCACUGACGGCUGUGGCCGCAGACGAGCGCGCGAGCGCGAACCUGAACUACAUUUACAUCUUCGAUGAUGAUGACAAGCAAAGGGCUGACUUUCAUGUUUAG